GUUACUGAUGUAGAUAAGGAUUCAACAAGCAAAGUUGGGUGUGUCGGUAAUUUUCCUUCGAAAUAUUUACUGUACUGAAGAACAUCAGUCAUAAUAUAAAAUGCAUGCAAAAUGUUGGCCAGUCGCAGUAGCUGUCAUUCAUCCAAAUAUCGGAGGUUGGGCCGGAAGCUAUUUUACUAAAAAAAAUAUUAAACCCUGGUAUGAGUCUUUAAAAAGACCAACUUGGACUCCACCAAACUGGGCAUUCGCACCAAUAUGGACAACCAUUUAUUGCACAAUGGGAUAUUCUUCAUAUUUAGUAUGGAGAGAUGGUGGUGGUUUUAGAGAAGCAAUAGUACCACUUUCUAUUUAUGGAACUAAUUUAAUAUUAAAUUGGUCUUGGACGCCAUUAUUUUUUGGACUACACAAAAUAAAAUGGGCUUUGUAUGAAAUUGUUUUAUUGUGGGGAAGUACUGUAGCAAUGGGUGUGGUAUUUUACAAUGUGAAUUCACUUGCUGGAUGUUUGACUGUUCCAUACUUAGCAUGGACUACUCUUGCUACAGCAUUAAAUUAUGUAAUUUACAGAGAUAACAAACCAAGCAUUGAAGUAGCUGCAGAUGGAAAGAAAGAAUAAUUUAGUAAAUAAUACUAAUGUAGCAAACAAAAUUAACAUAGAUCACCUAAUGAAAACAAUGCUUUACUUCUUUUUCUUACAGUUAUGGUAUCACUAUUAUUUAAUAAGAAAUGUGCCUUGCAUU
Eufriesea mexicana is the source of this 737-nucleotide messenger RNA. RefSeq names its product Translocator protein (gene Tspo). The record is from RefSeq and is a predicted model, not a curated record. Lineage: Eukaryota; Metazoa; Arthropoda; Insecta; Hymenoptera; Apidae. The coding region runs from base 101 to 613 and encodes 170 amino acids. The transcript is spliced from 4 exons. Gene Ontology annotation, cellular component: mitochondrial outer membrane.